Messenger RNA from Meira miltonrushii, 540 nucleotides. RefSeq lists its product as uncharacterized. The record is from RefSeq and is a predicted model, not a curated record. The transcript has 2 exons. Lineage: Eukaryota; Fungi; Basidiomycota; Exobasidiomycetes; Exobasidiales; Brachybasidiaceae. The coding region runs from base 1 to 540 and encodes 179 amino acids.
AUGCGUAUCGCAAUCAUCUUCGCCGCCGCAUUGGCCUUAGCUUCCAGUUCAGCAAUGGGCGUUUCCCAAAGCCUACAAGUACACUUAACAAACGCCAACGACUACUGUUUCAUCUUACCUUCUACCAAAAAAACAAUCGGAGAAAGUGAAGAUGGUGGAAAUGGAGCGAAAUCUUUUUGUACAAAACCCGUUGGUGGUCAAGGUCAAUUACCCACCGGAACAGAUGCAUGGAAAAAUGGUCCAAACUUUUUGAAAAAGAAUACGUAUGUUCAGGUCACAGGUUGUAUUCGUACUUCCAAAUUUAGCACCCUCGUAAAAGGUGACGGUGGCGGUCAAUAUGACUCAAACGGUGGUGAUGGCGGAAAAGGUAAUCCACGUAACUCAGUUUGCAACGGUUACAAAUCAUACGUCGAAGUCGUUGAACCUGAUAGCGGUCGUAUUUGCAUUCGUUGCUGCAACGACAACAAAUACUGUCCUUUGGACCGUGACACACAAGGAUGUGCUUCCGUUAUCAAGAACGGUAACUACAACGGAUGUUAA